This is a messenger RNA of Tyto alba (common barn owl), 561 nucleotides long. RefSeq names its product olfactory receptor 14C36-like. Gene Ontology annotation, cellular component: membrane. Gene Ontology annotation, biological process: G protein-coupled receptor signaling pathway. Gene Ontology annotation, molecular function: olfactory receptor activity. Bases 1 to 561 code for a protein of 186 amino acids. The transcript has a single exon. The record is from RefSeq and is a predicted model, not a curated record. Lineage: Eukaryota; Metazoa; Chordata; Aves; Strigiformes; Tytonidae.
AUGGCCUAUGACCGCUACGUUGCCAUCUGCCAACCCCUGCACUACGGGACCCUCCUGGACAGCAGAGCUUGUGUCCACAUGGCAGCAGCUGCCUGGGGCACUGGAUUUCUCUAUUCUCUCCUGCACACUCCCAACACAUUUUCCCUACCACUCUGCCAAGGCAAUUCCAUAAACCAGUUCUUCUGUGAAAUCCCCCAGAUUCUUAAGCUUUCUUGCUCAGAUUCCUACCUCAGGGAAGCUGGGCUCCUUGUGGUUAGUGCCUGUUUAGGAUUUGGGUGUUUUGUUUUCAUUCUUUUUUCCUAUGUGCAGAUUUUCAGGGCCGUGCUGAGGAUCCCCUCUGAGCAGGGAAGGCACAAAGCCUUUUCCACGUGCCUCCCUCACCUGGCCGUGGUCUCCCUGUUUGUCAGCACUGGCAUCUUUGCCUACCUGAAACCCCCCUCCAUCUCCUCCCCAUCCCUGGACCUGGUGGUGUCAUUUCUGUACUCGGUGGUGCCUCCAGCAGUGAACCCCCUCAUCUACAGCAUGAGGAACCAGGAGAUCAAGGAUGCCCUGAGGAAAUGA